AUGUUGUUUCUGAUAGACAAAUCCAGGACCGCUGCUCCUGGGGAUAGUGUCACACCAACUGACGAUAGCUUGAACAAUGGAUCGAAAAGUUCAGCUCGACCCGGCAACCGUGAAAUCGUCGUCGAAGACAAGAUCGAUCAGGAGAUGGCUAAAAUGGAUGGCCAAAUCAGACGGAAGCGGAACGAGCAACUGUACGUUCCUGCAGCUUUUGUUGGUAUACUCUGUUUUCAGUUCAUCUGAUGUCACCAUCCGGAAUCGGGAAAGUGCAUACAUUGUGUCCCACUUGAGCCAUUUGAUGCUGCCUACCUGGAACACUUGGAUCCGCCAGUGAAAUUUAUGUCGUUUCACGCGUAUCUGCGCAAGCUGAGUGGUGGUCAGGGCAUGGGCAAAUAUGUAACCCUGGAAAAUCUUAGCUGCAAAGUGCGGUCCGGGUGUCAAGGUCACCCACCUUGGCCCGAAGGGAUUUGUACCAAGUGUCAACCGAACCCAGUCACUUUAGAAAUCCAGCCCUAUCGUCACGUGGACUACGUGCAGUUUGAGAACGGACAGUUGAUGGAAACCUUCCUGGACUACUGGCGGCAGACUGGUGAGCAACGAAUCGGUAUCCUCUUGGGUCGUUAUGCCCAUUUCGACACCGCCGGAUCCCCUCCAUUAGCAAUCAAGGCAGUGGUUGCGGCUAUCUACGAACCACUUCAGGAGUCCACAACGCGUUCGGUUAAAUUGACAGCCCCGUUAGAUGCAUUAUUGCCUGAUCAUGUCGCUGAGGUCACCAAGAGGCUUGGUCUGCAACCGGUAGGAUGGAUUUUUACCGACCUCGUGGCUGAAGACCAGCCGGGCAAAGGGGCAGUGAAGCACUAUCGAGGCACAAUGGUGUCCAAUCAAGCCAUGGUCUUGGUUCGUGACAACAUCCUCGUGCCGACGUACGAUGCGCCGGAAUUCGGCUACAUUCGGGAAACCACCAAAGACCAAUUUGUCCCGGAAGUUUUCUACACA
Opisthorchis viverrini is the source of this 993-nucleotide messenger RNA. RefSeq lists its product as hypothetical. Gene Ontology annotation, biological process: ubiquitin-dependent protein catabolic process. Gene Ontology annotation, molecular function: ubiquitin protein ligase binding; ubiquitin binding. NCBI's taxonomy places the organism in Eukaryota, Metazoa, Platyhelminthes, Trematoda, Opisthorchiida, Opisthorchiidae. The annotation marks the transcript as partial. Gene Ontology annotation, cellular component: nucleus. The record is from RefSeq and is a predicted model, not a curated record. The transcript is spliced from 7 exons.